AAUACAUCGCUCCCUAACUCCCCACUGCAAGCUGUCGCCAUGGCGGGCCAACACUUGGCAGUGCUAGCUUAUUCUUUGCUUCGACUUGUACAUUCCCGGGGCAUCCUUGGCCACCUGAACGACAACUUGCUGGACGGGGCCCGUGGUAUGACGGUCGAUGGGAGCUAUGCCUAUGUGGCCAGUCACAAUGCUGACAGCUUGGUAGUGUUGGACGUCUCGACACCGGCCAGUCCUACGAUCGUAGGCUCCGUGACGGAUAGCACCAACCUUGAUGGAGCCUACAAUGUGGUCCUGGAUGGAAGUGGCUAUGCCUAUGUGGCUGGCUACCGGGCCGACAGUGUGGUGGUGGUUGAUGUGAGCACGCCCACAGCGCCUGCAGUGGUUGGCACUUAUUCCUCCAUCUCAGAUUCGCCAAAUGUUCUCAACGGUGCCAGCAGCAUUGCCGUUUCAGGUAAUUACGCCUACUCCCUUUCGUGGUUUGGCGACAGCUUGGUGGUUGUGGAUGUCUCCACAAAAACCAAUCCCACACUCGCAGGAACCUUUCAGGCAGCAGGCGAUCUUGACGGACCCACGGACAUCGCGAUCGUCGGAAGCUAUGCUUAUGUCACGUGUCAGCAUACGGACAAGCUGGCGGUGCUAGACAUCUCCAACCCAGCCAGUCCCACGAAAGUGGGCGAGGUGGCAGACAGCAGCGUGAUGGAUAUGCCCCUUGGCCUAGCGAUCGACGGCACAAUGGCUUUCGUGGUGGCCUACAACUCCUUUAGUUUGGUAGCAAUCGACAUUUCCACGCCGACCAGUCCUGUGAUUGUGGGCUCAGUGGUUGACAGUGCCCGAGACCAUCUCGACUAUCCUUUCGCUGUCCGCGUUGCUGGUAGCUCUGCGUACGUGGCAAGCAACGGGAACGGAGGAGGUGUGACGAUCGUGGAUAUUUCUACUGUGGCCAGCCCCUCUAUCGUUGACAGUGUGAAGGACAACACUGUGCUUGACGAAAACAGGGGUAUAGCGGCUGCCAACGGCUUGGUCUACGUCUCUGCGUAUACUGGCAAGAACUUUGUUGUUGUGGACCCAAAUCCUACUACCACAAGUACAACCCUCACCAGCACGGUCACUCUUUCGACCACUUCUACAUCCCUUACAACAUCGAGCAGCACAUCCACCACCACGAAAAGUGCCAGCAGCACCACGACGGCAUCGGCAACAACAUCCACCACCACGAAAAGUGCCAGUAGCACGACGACGGCAUCGGCAACAACUUCCACAGUGACAACAGUCAGCAGUUCGACCACCGCCACAACAACCUUCACCGCCAGCACCACGAUCACCGCAACAGCAACAACUUCGACAUCGAUGACAACGAAGAGCAGCACAACUACCACCAGUACCACAACAGCAGGAACGGUGACAACCGCAACGUUCACAGCAACAGCAAUGGAGACAUCAUCAACUUCCACGACGACAACAGUGACAGACACGGAAGCAGGCUCAACCCCGGUGGCAGAACCCUCCGGCAAUGUGAGCUCAGCUGGCUUGGAUACAAGCCUUGCCGUGAUCAUUGUGCUCGGGAGCAUACUUCUCAUCUGUGUGCUUGGAGGACUGUGCUGGAAGGCUUGGCAGCGCAAGGCCCGCGAACCUGCCUCAAGUGACGAAGUCCGUGUCUGA
Molecule: messenger RNA, 1659 nt
Organism: Symbiodinium sp. CCMP2456
Lineage: Eukaryota; Dinophyceae; Suessiales; Symbiodiniaceae
Source: the annotation of a GenBank genome assembly